GCCAAAUGGGUUUGGCUCACGAUCUACAGCUGAACAAGUUACACAACACUGCUUUCUCCCUUACUCCCAUCUCACGGCCAUUAUCACUGAAUCUCGUGUGUCCCUUUUGACGAAAGACAGGUUUCAAUAUCCUCUACAAAAAUAAAAGAACCCAAAUUUUGCUGCAAUACCGAAGCACAUCAUAGUUCUCCCAGAAUUAGAGGAACAUCUGGGAUCGGUGCGGAAACCACCAGAGUGUUAGCAAAAAGAGGGGUGAGAGUAGUAAUGGCAGUAAGAGAUAUGAAGAAAGCAGAAAUUGUGAAGGAGAGAAUCGUGAGAGAGAGCCCAGAAGCUGAUAUCGUAUUAUUGGAGAUUGAUCUCAGCUCUCUCUCUUCGGUGGCCAGAUUCUGCUCUCAGUUUCUUUCACAGGAUCUUCCCCUCAACAUUAUCAUAAACAAUGCAGGGAUUUUCUCUCCAAAUCUUGAAUUCUCAGAGGAAAAGAUUGAACUGACAUUUGCUACAAACUUUUUAGGACAUUACUUAUUAACAGAGAUGCUGAUAGAGAAAAUGAUAGAUACGGCCAAGAAGAGUGGAAUCGAAGGACGAGUCAUUAACCUUACUUCCGUGAUUCAUAGUUGGGUCAAGCCUGAUUGUUUCUCCUUCCCUGAAUUACUACAUCCCACUAAGUAUAAUGGUACAAAGGCAUAUGCUCAGUCAAAGCUGGCAACAAUUUUACAUGCCAAAGCGCUGAGCAGGCGAUUAAAGGACAGAAAUGCAAACGUAACGAUAAAUGCAGUCCAUCCAGGGAUUGUUAAAACAGGAAUUAUCAGAGCACACAAGGGUCUUUUGACAGAUUCUCUGUUUUUGAUAGCUUCGAAGCUCCUAAAGUCUGUAAGCCAGGGCGCAGCGACGACUUGUUAUGUGGCUUUGAGUAACGAAACCAAAAGGAUUAGUGGAAAGUAUUUUGCAGACUCGAAUGAGACAAAUUGCUCAGAUUUGGCGAAUGAUGUAUCUUUAGCUCUCAAGCUCUGCACCAACAGUCAUACCCUAAUCCAUGAUUAUUUGCAUCUAUCUCUUCCUAAUUUGAGUCUUCUGUAACUCUUCCUGAUAAAUAUCCGUUUUCUACUAAAAGAAAAUCCACCAAUUUAUUGAUGUAAAGUAAUUGUAUCAAGACUUAUCUCAUCAUCAUGUGUGUUUCCUC
This is a messenger RNA of Brassica oleracea var. oleracea, 1180 nucleotides long. RefSeq names its product short-chain dehydrogenase TIC 32, chloroplastic. The record is from RefSeq and is a predicted model, not a curated record. The transcript has 9 exons. The coding region runs from base 265 to 1077 and encodes 270 amino acids. NCBI's taxonomy places the organism in Eukaryota, Viridiplantae, Streptophyta, Magnoliopsida, Brassicales, Brassicaceae.